AUGAAGCAGCAGAUACUUACCAACGCCGAGGUGUUCAAAGUUAGUUCUUCUACAGGUUCUGAUAUCACUCAGGCACUUCUAAAAGCAUUUACAUCCGCAUGCCAAUCUCCGUCAGCGAGCCAAGUGGUGAUCCCAAAAGGAGAGUUCAAGCUUGGUGAGAUCGAGCUAACGGGUCCAUGCAAAGCUCCGGUCGAGAUCACCCUCAAAGGCACUGUCAAAGCUGAUGGUACCACCAAACAUGGGAAGGAAAGAUGGGUCGUCUUCUCAAGAAUCGAUGGGUUUAAGUUGAACGGAGGUGGAACCUUCGACGGUGAAGGAAACGCAGCUUGGAGAGUCAAUAACUGCCACAAGACUUUCGAGUGCAAGAAACUUCCCAUCAGUAUAAGGUUUGAUUUUGUGACAAAGGCUGAGAUAAGAGACAUAACCUCACUAGAUUCCAAGAACUUCCACGUAAACGUGAUCGGGGCCAAGAACAUGACCUUUACUAACGUCAAGGUCAUCGCUCCGGCAGAGAGCCCUAACACUGACGGUAUCCAUGUGGGAAGAAGUGAUGGAAUCAAGAUCCUCAACUCCAUGAUCUCCACCGGAGAUGAUUGUAUCUCUGUCGGAGACGGGAUGAAGAAUCUUCACGUGGAGGGAGUUGUGUGCGGUCCUGGCCACGGUAUCAGUGUUGGAAGUCUCGGAAGGUACGGGCACGAGCAAGAUGUCACCGGCAUUACCGUCAAGAACUGCACACUCCGAGAGACUGACAAUGGGCUCAGGAUCAAGACAUGGCCAUCUGCGGCUUGCGCCACCACAGCCUCCGGUAUUCAUUUUGAGAAUAUCAUCCUCAAGAACGUUAGCAACCCAAUCCUCAUCGACCAGGAGUACUGUCCUUGGAACCAAUGCAACAAGAACAAACCAUCGACGAUUAAGCUAGCGGACAUUAGGUUCACGAAUAUUAGAGGAACAUCAGGGAACAAGGACGCAGUGAAGCUAUUGUGCAGCAGGGGACAUCCAUGUGAGAACGUUGAGAUUGGAAACAUUGACAUUAAGUACAGUGGAGCCGAUGGUCCAGCCACUUUCCAGUGCUCAAACGUUAAGCCAAAGCUUGUAGGAACUCAGAACCCAAAGGCUUGUAGUGCCGGACCCGUGGUCAAGACACACUAA
Messenger RNA from Arabis nemorensis, 1149 nucleotides. The record is from the annotation of a GenBank genome assembly. NCBI's taxonomy places the organism in Eukaryota, Viridiplantae, Streptophyta, Magnoliopsida, Brassicales, Brassicaceae.